Letharia lupina is the source of this 1212-nucleotide messenger RNA. RefSeq lists its product as uncharacterized. The transcript has a single exon. NCBI's taxonomy places the organism in Eukaryota, Fungi, Ascomycota, Lecanoromycetes, Lecanorales, Parmeliaceae. The record is from RefSeq and is a predicted model, not a curated record. Bases 1 to 1212 code for a protein of 403 amino acids. Gene Ontology annotation, molecular function: acyltransferase activity, transferring groups other than amino-acyl groups.
AUGACCACGACCCUCCCACAGACCUACAUCCACUCCGCUCCCCUUGCGACCCUCGCACCCCACCUCCUCCCCCACCUCCCCAAAUCCCUCCCCCUCCUCCGCCGUCUCCAAUUCCACACCGCAUCUCCCUCCGCCCGCAUAAUCGCGACUUUUCCCCCGCCAUCAUCAUCAUCACCACCACCAACCACCACCACCAACACCGCCCCGCCAGCCUCGUUCGCCGCCAUCUGGGCCGACCGCACCCGCGCGCCCGAAACCGAAUGCUGGAUCUUUUCCACCUUCGAAACCCUCCCUCCGCCCCCGCCGACGCCCUCCCAGCGACACGAAGCCCGAGCUCAAUGCCUCGCCCUCCUGGCAGUCACAGCGCGCCUGCCGGCCACGACGCCCCUGACCAUCAUCGGGUCUCUGAACGAGAGCUUGCUGCGGCUCAUCGGCGGGGAAGAGGUGGGUCGGUUGGCGCCGCAGAAGGUGGUUUCCAGAGGCACGGAGCACGAUGAUGAUGAUGACGACGACACGGGUACGGGCGGGGGUGGCGUGAUACGCGGGGUCAGCGUGCCGUACUGCAAAUGGCUCAUCGGCCCGCCCGGAGCCGAAGGCGGCGGAGGAAGAUCGCAGGGCGUGGGUUCGUUACCGCCCGGCUACGCGUUCGACGAGCUCCGCGGCGAGGACGAGCUCAAGCUUACGAUCGCCCGGACCGAGAUCCCCAAGACGGAGGAGACGCUCGCCCAGCUCGGCUGCUGCGGGGUACGCCACACGCCCGGAUCUGCGUCUACGGCUACGGCUACGGCUACACGUACGGCGGCGGACGCGAGGGAAGGAGAGGAGGGGCAAGGACGAGGCGCGUUGGUAGCGUGGGCCUUCCUGGGCGUCGACGGCAGUCUGACGUCCCUGCACGUGGAACCGGAGCACCGGGGUCGGGGGCUCGCGAAGGCGGUCUCGCGCCGACUGUUCCGAUCCCUGGCGGACGAUGCGUCGGCGAUGGGGUUCCGGGCCGCCGACGGGGCCGGAGACGGAGUCGGGGGGUAUGGCCGCGGAGAGGGCUGGGCGCACAGCGACGUCGCGGAAGAGAAUCUCGGGAGUGCGGGCGUGGCGAGGGCGAUGGGGGGGAAGGAGGGUUGGAGGGUUAGAUGGGUCAGUGUCGAUUUGGCGGCGGUGGUGGAGGAGAGAUGGACGAAGCUGUUGGGAGAGGAAGUGGUAGUCCGAGUUGGCUGA